GCGAGGGACGUUAGAUUAACUCGUGAGCUUAGGCCUUCUGCAAUGAAAGCUCUGCAAGUCGAUGUCGUCUUAUUUUUUUAAACCCUAAAAUUGCGUUUCUUUCAAUUCCAUUUCCUUUUACUAAAAAAUGGCUUCCAUGCAACUUAACCCUAACCCCAAUCCAUGCCGACCAUCUUCUCUUCAAUGCAAGAAUUUCUCAUCUCCUCGACUUCUUCAGCCUGAAUCGUUUCUUUAUGCUUCUUCAACCCUAGGUUACAGUUUCAGAUUCUGGCUUUGUUGCCAAUUCUUUACCAGAGAGAAUGGAGGACGUUCUUGUUUCCGACCAGGUUCGAGGAAGGGUGAUUCAAUAUGAUGCGUUCAUAAGCCACAGGGGAUCCGAGCUCAAGAAGCUCGCCCAGAAGAUUCAUGGCGAUCUGAGUGGAUUGGGAGUGUUGAGCUUCGUCGAUUCUCACGAGAUUAGAAAGGGGGAGAACUUAAGCGUCGUGAUCGUGGAAGCAAUCAGGGCUUCGUCGAUAUGGUUGGUUCUGCUGAGCAAAGGGUUUGCAGAGUCCCCAUGGUGCUUGGACGAGGUGAGAAUGAUGGUUGAUGAGAGAGAGAACGGAGAGAGCAAGGGGGUAUUGAUUCCUGUUUACUAUAAUGUUGGGCCUGAUGAUUUGAGAGAUGUGAAUAGAGGGCCUUUCAAGAAGGCUUUUCGGAUGCAUAGAAAGAGUGAAGAUUACUGUUUGGAAACAAUCGCGAAAUGGGAGGAGGGUUUGAAGCAAGUUGCAGAGAUAUGGGGGCCAAGAUUUGAGGAUUAUAGCAGGAAAGAGGACCUCGUAGGUGCCCUCGUUGAAGACGUGGUAAGAAAAGUGAAGAGUGUGGACUUGGAAGUUGCUAAAUACCCUGUUGCUAUUGAUCAAAGAGUUAAUGAAUUGCAUGCUAUCAUAAACAACCAUGAAUCUCUUUAUGGGGCUUGCAUUGUUGGAAUUGUUGGUAUGACAGGAAUUGGCAAAACAACAAUAGCCAAGAGGUACUUCAAUUUGCAUCGAUCAUCAUUCAGGUCUUCGUGCUUUGUUGAGAAUAUUAAGCAAAUGACUGGUGAGGAGCUGCAAAAUGCACAAAAAAUAAUUCUAAAAGAACUGGCAUGGUAUAAUGGAGACCAUAUUAGUAGCACUGAUCAAGGUAUCAAACUUCUCAAGAAGCAUCUACAAGGGGCCAAGAUCCUCUUGGUUCUCGAUGAUGUUGAUGACCAUCUUCAAUUGGAAGCUCUUAUGGUGCAUGAGGUUCUAAGUCAUGAGAGCACUAUUCUGUUAACUUCUAAUGACAAUGGAUUAGUUAAAAUGUUUCACCAUGCAUGCAUUUAUGAUGUCCCGCUCAUGGACCGGGAUUCUGCUAGAGAACUACUUCUCAUGCAUGCCAUGAAAAGACCUGAAUUGUCACAUCUGGAACUUGAAAAUAUCACCGAGGAGUUCCUUAACCUCAGUGAUGGCUUGCCAUUGUCUUUAGAGGUUUAUGGCAAAAAGCUUUCUGGGAUUACUAGCCGGUUUUACUGGGAGAAUACCUUAAAAAAGACAUCUGAGAUCUUACCAGCUGAAAUUACUAAGAGGUUUCAAUCAAGUUUGGUCAAUCUUAGUGAGAUAGAAAAGACUAUUGUUCUUGAUAUUGCAUGUUUCUUGGAUGGAGAAGACAAGAAUGUGGCGAUUAGCUUUUGGGAUUCCUUUGGGUGCUCUAGUGAUAUCGGUCUAAACAAACUCGCAGAAAAAAGCAUAGUGACUGUGAAACUAGAACUGGACGGUGAGAGACUCUCAAUACAUUCACAGUUAAAGCAAUUUUUCUUGCAGUCUCUUAAUGAAGACUUCAUGAAAGAUCCUAGCUCAUGUACACGAUUGUGGCAGCAGAAGCACGUGCAGAAAGCCUUGCAGCAAAACACUGGCUUCAUGAACGUGGAGUAUCUGAGUCUGGUGGAGAGAAGGUCAAAUCCCUCUGAGAUGGCAGAACUGAAAAUGGUCCCUUCAUCUAUCAUUUGGAAAGAAGACGGGAACAGUCUUCUCAGAGCUUGGCCUGUGCAGUGCUUCACAAAGAUGAGUAAAUUGAAAUUGCUUUUCUUAGAAGAUACUUGUAUUGAAGGGGAGUUCAACAAAUUACCAAAGGGAAUUGUAUGGCUACAUUGGCGAUUUUGCCCUCAUGUUACCCUUCCAAAGGGACUUCCCACAGCCAAUUUGCGAGUUCUUGCGUUAGGAGGAGGUCAAUUCACUCAUUUGUGGGAUGACCAGGAGAAUUCAGAGGUCCCUCUCCAGUUAAGGCACCUUCAACUUCAAGGAUGUGCAAAUCUUAUUGCACUUCCAACAUCAAUAGGAAAGUUAGUUCACUUAAAAGCGCUGAUUUUGAAGGACUGCAAGGCUCUAGUCACCCUUCCUGAUGAGAUAUGCAAUUUGCAAUCAUUGGUUCAUCUAAACAUGUCAGGGUGCAUCAGUCUUGAAAAUUUACCACCAUUGUUUGAAAAUUUAAGGUAUCUGAGGAUUCUUAAUUUGUCGGGUUGUGAGAGAUUGGGAAGACUUCCUGAUUCUUUUGUUCAUCUUGCAAGCUUGUAUGUCUUAAAUUUGAGCAAUUGUAGGCAACUUAUGACACUUCCAUUGCAAUUCGAUCAUUUAGCCCAGCUAACAUGUCUAGAUAUCUCUGGGUGUGAACUUCUUGAUCUGCAGCAUCCAAUUUAUUCUCAAAGCCUAAUGUUCCUUAAUUUGUUGUCCUGUAGGAGCUUCAAGCUCCUACCUUCCAUUGUUCAGCUGCCUUAUUUAUGCGCUCUAAUGCUCUCGAGUAAGGACUUCAUCAAGCUCCCUGCUUAUUUUGGGCAGUUGUCAUUUUUGCACCGGCUUGGUAUAAGUGGUCCUGAACUGGCGGAAUUGCCCUCUUCCUUUGGUGAACUUUGUAAUUUACUUAUUUUCACCUUGGAUGGUUGCCCCAAUCUCAAGAACUUGGUUCCGUCAAUUGGGCAGCUGAGGAACCUUAAAACCCUGGUUUUAUCAUCAUGUGGGUUGGUUGAAUUACCAGAGCAGAUAGGACAUUUGUGCAAUUUAGAGGUUUUAUGCAUCAAGAAGUGUAGAGAUCUGGUGCAGUUGCCAUUUAGCAUCGGCAAUCUCUCAAAAUUGAAGGAAAUGGAAUUGAUAGGAAAUUCUGGCCUCUAUUUAUCACACCAAUGCUUCUCAAAUCUCUCCCUUCUAGGGAAGCUAGUUUUGGAUGAGUGCCAGGUCUCAAAUGAGUCUUUUGCCUUGAUUUGUGGCUCAGUCUCUUCUUUGGCAUCUCUACAACUUUGUAAACUGUCCAUUGCCCAUGUCAAUGUCAAGGGUGUGUUUAUGAACCUCAUCUCGCUUUCUAUAACUUCUUGCCCCAACUUGGUUGAAUUUGAGAUGUCUCCAACUCUAAGAAAGUUGGAAAUCAUUAGAUGUCCUCUUCUGAAAAUUGUUUCAGUCCCUAGUGGGUUCAAUAUGGGUCUAAGGGAGCUGACCUUGAGGAACUGUGAAGAACUUUCCAUGAUACAGUCCAUUGAUGAACUUCAACAUCUCAAAAAGCUUGACACAGUGGGAUGCGUGGUGUUGCACUAUGUACAUGGAUUGGAGGAGGUGAAGACAUUGAAGGAGUUGCAUAUUUUCGUCACAUAUUGGGGUUUUCUCUAUUAUGGGGAUGAGUGGUUACAAAAACUUCAGAAACACAUAUAUGCACCUGCUAUGCAUUUUGCAACAAAGACGGUGUUCAACAAGCACGAAAUUUUCCAAGAGUUCCAUACGAUGAAUUCAGUCUCGAUGCAACAUCUUGAGUUCACUAUGCCGGAAUCCACUGUUCCAUGUGCAUGGAUCAUGGUUGCCUUCAUUUCACGUAAUUCUUCUAAAGACUAUGGAGAACUCCUGAAAUCUUGUGGUUUGAAUUUGGAGGGAGAAGGGAGCAUUUCUCUCUUUCUUAGCAAGGGGGCAAUUUCAAUGGUGCCUGUGCAUGAAUACCCAGAUGCUGAAACUGGGGAGACCAUUCAUUUCAGUAUCUUCACAAGUGAUUUUUGGCUUUGCGAACAACUAAAAAGUGGAAGGAAAAUCGUCCUUAGGAGCAAGUCUCCAUUUGUUACCAUGGAAUCUGGUUGGGUUCGCAUGUUAUCAAUUCAAGAGGAAUCAAAUAUAGAAGCCAUCCAAAGGGAGUUUUUUGAAAAUCUCAGGAGAGAAAAAGAGGUAGCCAUUAGAACUGCACAAAAAGCAGAGAAUGACUUUUACUCAAAUUUUGUUCGAAAGAUAAAGGAGGCAAGGAUUCAAGCUCAAAAUAUCACUAAGGCAGAAGAUGGUCUGUGUCCUGAGCUACAAAAUCUCCAGCUAGUACAGAUGUCUGCAGAAGAUAUGCGAGAUUUCCAGGCUCUAGAUGUUGCAAAUUGCAGAAUCAUUCGAAGCCAUCUUCUGUUUUCACUUCAAAUCCAGGCUGAAAUCCUAGCACCAACAUACAGAAAAAUACAAACACUUUUCCCUCAACUCUACAUAAUUGGAGUUGAUCAUCUAAAUUUGCAAAUAAGCAAAGCUUGCAUGCAUGCAAUUGACAUAGCAGUCCGCUACUCCACCCCCAAGGUCUUUGUUCAGUCAAUGUGCAGAGAGAGUUACGAGGAUUAUCCCAUAAAAUGCCUUGAAUUCUCUCUUCAUGGAUCAAACGAGCCUUCUAAUGAGGUGGACCUGAAGGCCACUGAGGAUCCAUACGUUGCUGGGGUUGCAAAACUUUUGAUAUCUCAUGUUGAUGAUGUUAAGUUAGGAGAGGAGAUUGAGGAGAUGCAACUGAGGCAGUCAUUCGCUGGAAAUUUGAAGUUCUUUGCUGAUGAUGAAGGUGGCAUUGGGUGUAAUAUAUUCUGGAAGGACGAGAACAGGGAUGUCAUUUGUACACUUCCGUCAGUUAAAAUUUCCGAUGAAUGCUUAGAGAUGGGACAGCUCAGAGUAAAGUCAACCUAUGAGCUUAGGCUCCAUAGUCAACCUAUGAGCUUAGGCCUCCAUUAUUCUGCAACUGGUUCCAUGAAAGCUCCGCAAAUUACAGUUUCAGAUUCUGGCAUUGUUGCCAAUUUUUGCCCAGAGAGAAUGGAUGAGGUUCUUGUUUCCGAAGAGGUUCAAGGUAGGGUGAUUAUCUAUGAUGCGUUCAUAAGCCACAGGGGAUCUGAGCUCAAGAAGCUUGCCGAGAAGAUUCAUGGCGAUCUGAGUGGAUUGGGAGUGUCGAGCUUCGUUGAUUCUCGCGAGAUUCGAAAGGGGGAGAACUUAAGCGGUGUGAUCGUGGAAGCGAUCAGAGCUUCGUCGAUAUGGCUGGUUCUGCUGAGCAAAGGGUUUGCAGAGUCCCCAUGGUGCUUGGACGAGGUGAGAAUGAUGGUUGAUGAGAGAGAGAAUGGAGAGAGCAAGGGGAUAUUGAUUCCUGUUUACUACAAUGUUGGGCCUGAUGACUUGAGAGAUGUGAAUAGAGGGCCUUUCAAGAAAGCUUUUCGGAUGCAUAGAAAGAGUAAAGAUUAUAGUUUGGAAACAAUCGCGAAAUGGGAGGAGGUUUUGAAGCAAGUUGCAGAGAUAUGGGGGCCAACAUUUAAGGAUUAUAGCAGGAAAGAGGACCUUGUAAGUGCCCUCGUUGAAGAUGUGGUUAGAAGAGUGAAGAGUGUGGACAUGGAAGUUGCUAAAUACCCUGUUGCUAUUGAUCAAAGAGUUAAUGAAUUGCAUGCUAUCAUAAACAACCACGAAUCUCUUUAUGGGGCUUGCAUUGUUGGAAUUGUUGGUAUGACCGGAAUUGGCAAAACAACAAUAGCCAAGAGGUACUUCAAUUUGCAUCGAUCGUCAUUCAGGUCUUCGUGCUUUGUUGGGAAUAUGAAGCAAAUGACUGGUGAGGAGCUGCAAAAUAUGCAGAAAAUGCUUCUAAAAGAACUGGCAUUGUAUAAUGGAGACCAUAUUAGUAGCACUGAUCAAGGUAUCAAACUUCUCAAGAAGCAUCUACAAGGGGCCAAGAUCCUCUUGGUUCUCGAUGAUGUUGAUGACCAUCUUCAAUUGGAAGCUCUUAUGGUGCAUGAGGUUCUAAGUCAUGAGAGCAUUAUUCUGGUAACUUCUAAUAACAAUGGAUUAGUUAAAAAGUUUCACCAUGCAUGCAUUUAUGACGUACCGUUCAUGGACCGAGAUUCUGCUAGAAAACUUCUUCUCAUGCAUGCCAUGAAAAGACCUGAAUUGUCACAUCCGGAACUUGAAGAAUUCACCGAGGAGUUCCUCAACCUCAGUGAUGGAUUGCCAUUGUCUUUAGAGGUUUAUGGCCAAAAGCUUUCUGGGAUCACUAGCCGGUUUUAUUGGGAGAAUACCUUAAAAAAGGCAUCUGAGAUCUUACCUGCCGAAAUAACAAAGAGGUUUCAAUCAAGUUUUGUCAAUCUUAGUGAGACAGAAAAGAAUGUUGUUCUUGAUAUUGCAUGUUUCUUGGAUGGAGAAGACAAGGAUAUCGCGGUUAGCUUUUGGAAUUCCUUAGGGAUCUCUAGUGAUAUGGGUCUAAACAAACUCACACAAAAAAGCAUAGUGAAACAAGAACCGAACAGUGAGAGGCUCUCAAUCCAUUCACAGUUAAAACAAUUUUUCUUACAGUCUCUUAAUGAAGACUACAUGAAAGAUCCUAGCUCAUGUACACGAUUGUGGCAGGAGAAGCACGUGCAGAAAGCCUUGCAACAAAACACUGGCUUCAUGAAUGUGGAGUAUCUCAGUCUAGUGGAGAGAAGGUCAUAUUCCUCUAAGAUGUCAGAACUGAACAUGGUCCCUUCAUCUAUUAUUUGGAAAGAAGACGGGAUCGGUCUUCUCAGAGCUUGGCCUGUGCAGUGCUUCACAAAGAUGAGUAAAUUGAAAUUGCUUUUCUUAGAAGAUACUUGUAUUGAAGGGGAAUUCAACAAAUUACCAAAGGGAAUCAUAUGGCUACGUUGGCGAUUUUGCCCUUAUGUUACCCUUCCAAAGGGACUUCCCCUAGCCAAUUUGCGAGUUCUCGAGUUAGAAGGAGGUCAAUUCUCUCAUUUGUGGGAUGACCAGGAGAAUUCAGAGGUCCCUCUCCAGUUAAGGCACCUUCAACUUCAAGGAUGUGAAAAUCUCAUUGCAAUUCCAACAUCAAUAGGAAAGCUAGUGCACUUAAAAACACUGGUUUUGAAAGACUGCAAAGCUCUAGUCACCCUUCCUGAUGAGAUAUGCAAUUUGCAAUCUUUGGUUCAUCUAGACAUGUCAGGGUGCAUCAGUCUUGAAAAUUUACCACCAUUGUUUGAAAAUUUAAGGUAUCUGAGGAUUCUUAAUUUGUCAGGUUGUGAGAAAUUGGGAAGACUUCCUGAUUCUUUUGUUCAUCUUUCAAGCUUGGUCGACUUAAAUUUGCGCAAUUGUAAGCAACUUAUGGCACUUCCAUUCGAUCAUUUAGCUCAGCUAACAUAUCUGGAUAUCUCUGGGUGUGAACUUCUUGAUCUGCAGCAUCCAAUUUAUUCUCGAAGCCUAGUAUUCCUUAAUCUGUUGUCUUGUAAGAGCUUCAAUCUUCUACCGUCCAUUGUUCAGCUGCCUUAUUUAUGCGUUCUAAUGCUCUCGAGUAGGGACUUCAUCAAGCUACCUUGUAAUUUUGGGCAGUUAUCAUUUUUGUUCCGGCUUGAUAUAAGAGGUCCUGAACUGGUGGAAUUGCCCUCUUCCUUUGGUGAACUUUGUAAUUUACUUAUUUUCACAUUGGAUGGUUGCCCAAAUCUCAAGAACUUGGUUCCAUCAAUUGGGCAGCUGAGGAACCUUAAAACCCUGGUUUUAUCAUCAUGUGGGCUGGUUGAAUUACCAGAGCAGAUAGGACAUUUGUGCAAUUUAGAGGUUUUACGCAUAAAGGAGUGUAGAGAUCUGGUGCAGUUGCCAUUUAGCAUUGGCAAUCUCUCAAAAUUGAAGGAAAUGGAAUUGAUAGGAAAUUCUGGCCUCUAUAUAUCACACCAAUGCUUCUCAAAUCUCUCCCUUCUAGGGAAGCUAGUUCUGGAUGAGUGCCAGGUCUCAAAUGAGUCUUUUGCCUUGAUUUGUGGCUCAGUCUCUUCUUUGGCAUCUCUACAACUUUGUAAACUGUCCAUUGCCCAUGUGAAUGUCAAGGGUGUGUUUAUGAACCUCAUCUCUCUUUCUAUAACUUCUUGCCCCAACUUGGUUGAAUUUGAGGUGUCUCCAACUCUAAGACAGUUGGAAAUCAUUAGAUGUCCUCUUCUGAAAAUUGUUUCAGUCCCUAGUGGGUUCAGUAUGGGGCUGAGGGAGCUGACUUUGAGGAACUGUGAAGGACUCUCCAUGAUUCAAUCCAUUGAUGAACUGCAACAUCUUGAAAAGCUUGACACAGUGGGAUGCAUGGUGUUGCACUAUGUACAGGGAUUGGAGCAGGUGAAGACACUGAAGGAGUUGCAUAUUUUCAUCACAUAUUGGGGUUUUCUCUAUUAUGGGGACGAGUGGUUACAAAAACUUCAGAAACACAUAUAUGCACCUGCUAUGCAUUUUGCAACAAAGACGGUGUUCAACAAGCACGAAAUUUUCCAAGAGUUCCAUACGAUGAAUUCAGUCUCGAUGCAACAUCUUGAGUUCACUAUGCCGGAAUCCACUGUUCCGUGUGCAUGGAUCAUGGUUGCCUUCAUUUCGCGUAAUACUUCUAAAGACUAUGGAGAACUCCUGAAAUCUUUUGGUUUGAAUUUGGAGGGAGAAGGGAGCAUUUCUCUCUUUCUUAGCAAGGGGGCAAUUUCAAUGGUGCCUGUGCAUGAAUACCCAGAUGCUGAAACUGGGGAGACCAUUCAUUUCAGUAUCUUCACAAGUGAUUUUUGGCUUUGCGAACAACUAAAAAGUGGAAGGAAAAUCAUCCUUAGGAGUGAGUCUCCAUUUGUUACCUUGGAAUCUGGUUGGGUUCGCAUGUUAUCAAUUCAAGAGGAAUCAAACAUAGAAGCCAUCCAAAGGGAGUUCUUUGAAAAUCUCAGGAGUGAUAAAGAGGUAGGCUUUAGAACUGCACAAGAAGUAGAGAAUGACUUCUACUCAACUUUAGUACAAAAGAGAAAGGAGGCGAGGAUUCAAGCUCAAAAUAUCACUAAGGCAGAAGAUGGUUUGUAUCCUGAGCUGCAAAAUCUCCAGCUAGUACUGAUGUCUGCAGAAGAUAUGAGAGAUUUCCAGGCUCUAGAUGUUGCAAAUUGCAGAAUCAUUCGAAGCCAUUCUCUGUUAUCACUUCAAAUCCAGGCUGAAAUUCUAACACCAACAUACGAAAAAAUGCAAACACUUUUCCUUCAAGACUGCAUAAUUGGAGUUAAUCAUCUAGACUUGCGAAUAAGCAAGGCUUGCAUGGAUGCAGUUGACAUAGCAGUCCUCUACUCCACCCCCAUGGUCUUUGUUCAGUCAAUGUGCAGAGAGAGUUACGAGGAUUAUCCCAUAAAAUGCCAUGAAUUCUCUCUUGAUGGAUCAAACGAGCCUUCAAAUGAGUUGUACCUGAAGGCCACUGAGGAUCCAGGUGUCGCUAGGGUUGCAAAACUUUUGAUGUCUCAUGUUGAGGAUAAUAAACUAGGAGAGGAGAUUCAAGACAACCUCGAGAAGAUGCAAUUGAGGCAGUCAUUGGCUGGAAAUUUGGAGUUCUUUGCUGAUGAUGAAGGUGGUAUAGGGUGUAAUAUAUUCUAAGGAGCUAAAGAAAGGGUGAUGUAAAGGCUCCCGUUAUAUGUUUUUCUUAUUUGGAUUGUUUUUUUUUUCUAUUCGUAAGUGAAAGGAAGAGAACAGGGAUACCAUUUGUACAUAUCAGUCAGUUAAAUUAUCCAAUGAAUGCCUAGAUACAAACUGCGAUUCAUAUGUUUGAGGAUAAUCUGCCAGGAAAGUAUGCAAUAAGAUGGUGAUUGUGCUUUAAAGUC
This is a messenger RNA of Amborella trichopoda, 9844 nucleotides long. The record is from RefSeq and is a predicted model, not a curated record. NCBI's taxonomy places the organism in Eukaryota, Viridiplantae, Streptophyta, Magnoliopsida, Amborellales, Amborellaceae.